CUGCUUCCUGUUCUGUGUGAGUGGGUGUCCUGCUGAAAAGUAAGAAUAAACAAGUCACAAAGUGAACAAGUUUGAACUUCCUUAAAUGGCCUUGUCUGGAAACGCCCAGUAUUAGACAAAACUCCCUGUCCGGUUUCAUUUGCAGUUGAGAUGAGAUCCUCACGGGAUGAAGAUUCUAUGAGAUUGAUGAAGACAGAGGUCACUACCACAGACUUCCUAGAAGAGGGAGAAACAGGUGAAAUGCUCCAUGGAAAUUGUCUCAGAAUCUUCUCCCCUGAAUCUCCUGCUAAGCUUUACUGCUGCUAUGCAGUGAUUGUGGUCCUUAUUAUAGCUAUAGUUGCUCUUUCUGUUGCUUUGUCAGUAAAAAAGACACCACAGAUCUCAACCAUAAAUACCUACGCUGCUUGCCCAAGAAACUGGAUUGGAGUUGGAAAUAAAUGCUUUUAUUUUUCUGAAUAUGCAAGUAACUGGACAUUCAGCCAGGACUUCUGCAAGGCACAAGAGGCUGAGCUAGCUCGAUUUGACAACGAGGAUGAGCUGAAUUUUGUGAAGAGAUACAAGGGGUCACCUAACUACUGGAUCGGCUUGCACAGAGAGUCCUCAGAGCACCCUUGGAAGUGGACAGAUAACACUGAGUAUAACAACUUGGUUUCCAUCCGAGGAGAUGAACUACUUGGUUUCCUGAGUGACAGUGGGAUCAGCAGUAGCAGGAACUACAUAAAAAGAAAUUGGAUUUGUAGCAAGCCCAAAAGCUACACCUCACAGUGCAAGUAGUUUUGUAUCCUGGGUAGAGAGUAUAUCAUAGCAAUCAUGAGGAACAUAACAUCUUAUCUACAGUUGCUGCCUCAUUAACAAUCUGCUAAAAUAAUAAGUUCAUAAUGUGUGGUGACAUCAAAGAUGACAACUGUGGACAAGUUUGCUUUG
This is a messenger RNA of Rattus rattus (black rat), 924 nucleotides long. RefSeq names its product C-type lectin domain family 2 member D11-like. The record is from RefSeq and is a predicted model, not a curated record. Gene Ontology annotation, cellular component: external side of plasma membrane. Bases 151 to 774 code for a protein of 207 amino acids. NCBI's taxonomy places the organism in Eukaryota, Metazoa, Chordata, Mammalia, Rodentia, Muridae. The transcript is spliced from 5 exons.